This is a messenger RNA of Peromyscus maniculatus bairdii (prairie deer mouse), 2547 nucleotides long. The record is from RefSeq and is a predicted model, not a curated record. NCBI's taxonomy places the organism in Eukaryota, Metazoa, Chordata, Mammalia, Rodentia, Cricetidae.
CCAACCCGUCCCUCGAGCUUCGGCUGCUCUGGCCUUUUCACCCAGGAAUUUUACUGUGGAACCAGCCUGGGGGGAAUUACUUCCCACUUCGUUGUAGUUUGGAGCUAUAAAAUUGAACGAUUAGUCUUACGUAGGGCCAGAGGACGUUCUCAUUGGAUACCAUUUGAGCGGUGGCCGGGAAGAAGGCGGAGCACAAAUCCAGGCGGAAGUAAGGCGUCGCGUCGUUGAUUACGUAAUACUGCUGCGGCCCGACAGUUCCACUGGCUCGCGUGUACGCGGCUGCCAGCUUCCAGUACUUGGUGUUUGGCUCCUCUAUUGCCUGCGAUCCUUGCUCCGAGGCCAGCUACUGCUCAGCUGUCAUCUGAAUAUGGAUUCCGCCAGCCAAGGUGUGGCCCCCCGAACUCCAGCUGUAGAGGGCCUGACAGAGGUGGAGGAAGAAGAGCUUCGGGCUGAGCUUGCUAAGGUGGAAGAAGAAAUUGUCACUCUACGCCAGGUCCUGGCAGCCAAAGAGAGGCACUGUGGAGAGCUGAAAAGGAGGCUGGGCCUCUCUACUUUAGGGGAGCUGAAGCAGAACCUGUCUAGAAGCUGGCAUGAUGUGCAGGUCUCUACUGCCUAUGUGAAAACGUCUGAGAAACUUGGAGAGUGGAAUGAGAAAGUGACCCAGUCUGACCUCUACAAGAAGACUCAAGAAACCCUUUCACAGGCAGGACAGAAGACAUCUGCUGCCUUGUCCACCAUGGGCUCUGCCAUCAGUAGGAAACUCGGAGACAUGAGGGCUCAUCCAUUCUCACACUCCUUUAGCAGCAGCUACUCCAUCCGUCACUCGAUAAGUAUGCCGGCCAUGAGGAACUCUGCAACCUUCAAGUCAUUUGAAGACCGAGUGGGGACCAUAAAGUCUAAGGUUGUGGGUAGCAGAGAGAAUGGCAUCGAUAACCUCCCUUCCUCACCUGGAAGUGGUGAGCAGCCAUUACCGGAUCAUGCCCCUUUCUAAGCUUGUCAUAGCUUAUCAUCCACAGAAUACAGAAGCACACCAUCAUCAUCACAGCUGCAACUCUGCAUGACAGAGCAACCAGCCAGGGCCAGUGAAGAGCUGGUUUUGAAGACAGUCAUAUCCAUCUACAUGCAGAUGUGGCUGCUGCCUUGGCAUGAAUUAGAGAACAGUCUUGUACAUAAAUGUUUUACACUAAAGCUCAUAGAUGAAGCAGAUCAAUGUGCCAUCCUUUCCAGGGCCACAGGAAGUGGACAGGGUGGAAGGGCCCGAGGAGUAUUGAACAGGAGCCCAUGGUCUCACCAGAAUGCUGAGGGAAGAAUUGUCAGGGGUAUUAAGUGAACAUCAUUUCCUUGCCUGCCCUCCUCCCCCUAGCUCAGAAGGAAUACACUCACCUAGGUCAUAUUGCAUGGUAACAGUUUUUCAUAUGGAUUUGAGGAAUGCGAGAGUUCUCUAUUUUCUGAGACCCUAGAAAGGAAACAUAAACUGCUUCAUUCUUAGAGAACAAUCUGGCUUUGGCAGAAGCAAAUCCACUAUUUUUUAAAUGUGAUGGACUUUUCAAAAAUUAAAUAGAAAAAAAGUGAGGCAAAACAACUUUAGCCUCAUUAUUGAGAAAUAUUUCUUUGAAUUCAAGCCUUACAUUGCCUUAUGCUUUAUUUGUUUAUAGUCUUUUAUAUCCCUAUAAAUGAGGGUUCUUUAAUGGGUUAUGAGUACUAUGUAGAGUUUUAUCUCUGGCCCAUCUCAUACUCUGCCAGUACCAGUUAGUGCAUUUUAUUUCUCUAACACUUUCUCCUGGUGUGCAAAACUUGGUUCUUUUGAAGAAUGGCAUUUCCCUGUAGCUUUCCACUCUGCCCACAAGGCUCUUGUGUUUGUGGGUCAGGAGGGCUGAGAGAAGGAAAGAAGCCUCAAUCUUUGGCAUCUUAAUGGGAUGUGCCCUGCACAGUGUUGCUUUACUGACAGUGAGCGGGGCUCUGGUUCAUAGUUCCUGCCUGCCUGUCCAUUACACAAAGAAUAAAUGAAAAGCAGAACCAAUGCUGCAGGUCAGGUAUGGGAUGUGGUUUUGGUUCAGCCAGAACUCUGCUGUCAUCUUUUCUCAGGAGCUACAAAGAUUUCUAAGUUCCCUUCUCCUGCCUCCAAUUGCCACAUUCUGCAUCCUCUCAACGCCAGGGCCCUGAAUGUUGGGAGGCAUGGUCUGGAGGGAGGGGCAACACUGUGCCUUAAUGGCUCUUAGCAGGGCAAAGACUUUGUCUGUUGUGUGCACAUAUCUGCACUCCUUGGAUGAAGUGGGGUCCGUCCAUUUUAGUGUCUGGUUUGAUACAGUGUGAUAUAUCCUUUGAUUAUCAAGAACCUUGAAUACACUUUGAAUACUAUACCACACAAAGCAAAGAACAGUGAGGAACUGGGGAUCUGAAGAAGAGACAUCUUGGUGUUUUUUCUUCCAGGGUUAAAAACAAUACUUGUGUGAGGAGGCAGCUACAGGAGUGCAGGUCACUAUUGUAUCUUCCUACAAAGAAUAACAGGCAACUUGUCAAUAAAGCAUUCCUUUGGAGUAAAAUCCA